CCAUACGGUCAAAGCCCUUCUUCGUCCUUACACUCUCCCUCACUUCGACCUAGACCCCUAAGCGCACACACUCUUUUCGACACACCGUCUCGCACGGCCACCAUACAACACAUCUCAGCCCAUCCGACCACGCGCCUCGUCAUCUUUACAGCCUCCCUCCACCUCCGCACAACAUGCUCCGACUCUCCUCCUUCAUCGCGACCGCCGCAAUCCUCGCCACCGCCGCGCAAGCGCAGACCCAAACGCAGAUCGUCAACUGUCAGAACUCGAUCAACAUUCCCAGUUACCAGGACGUGUACGAUUACGAUGUCAGCGAUACGAGUUCGUUUACGGUCACGUAUACGUACAACCCGCAGUACUGCGUGGGUGUUCCCGUACAAAGCAUCCGAUUCACGGAUUACUCUUCGGGCGCUCAACAGGCUUGUACAUCCGCUCCAUUCUCCUCGGCCGGAACGUACACUUCGACGUGUCCCGUCACGAAAGGUUCGAUGGCUGCGACUGCCCUAGCAGCUGGACCGGACGGGAGUGAUUUCUCCACAACCUUGAGGUUCGGUGUCAGGCCUACGCUCUACGUCAGGGAAGACAUUUUCAGUAUCGUAGGAUCCGACGCUAGGACGACCAUGGUCACUUCCACCACCGCUGCUACUUCCACCACUGCCGCUGCUACGACCACAACAGCCGUAACCUCGACGAUCACCUCUCCCCCUUCUUCCCCCUCGGAAAUGAAGAGGAAACGUCGAGCUCUGACGGCUUCCCAGGUCGACUUGUCUUCGAUGAUCUGUGAUGCUGGUUACACCGCCUGUCCCUUGAAGACCAAGACCGGCUGGCUGUCUAGGUGCAUCGACACGACGAGCGAACUGUACGCUUGUGGAGGUUGUCCCGGGUUGCCAGGAACUGCGGAUUGCACCGAGCUCGUUGGGGUGGCUGAUGUUCAGUGUGUGAAGAGCACUUGUCAGAUCGAACGAUGUGAUCGCGCUCACAAGUUGUCGGCCGAUGGGAAGACCUGCGUACCAAAGGGCGUUGCUGGCCGUCGAAGGGGUCUCUACUAGGUUUUGCCCGGGAUGGCGUAACCCAACCAGACAGUUUCCGAGGAGUUUCCGACUUUAUUUUUUUUCCUUUUCGAUUUUGGGUUUCAUCUCGGCAUUUCUUUUGGGUUUAGGUAUUGACUUGCUGGUCGUGAACAAGACAUUUGAAUACCAAUCUGUUCUAGAAGCUAGAAGUAUAGAUCAUAAUAUGGAAAUCUAUGGGUUACGCAUACGGGAGUUAGCUAGAUUACUC
Filobasidium floriforme is the source of this 1278-nucleotide messenger RNA. RefSeq lists its product as uncharacterized. The record is from RefSeq and is a predicted model, not a curated record. The transcript is spliced from 5 exons. The coding region runs from base 174 to 1049 and encodes 291 amino acids. Lineage: Eukaryota; Fungi; Basidiomycota; Tremellomycetes; Filobasidiales; Filobasidiaceae.